AUGGAUCGAUCAGCUGAGGGAGAGGGAGAGGGACCGGUGACAGUGGUGGUCGCGGACUCGGGAGAGGACAAGCAGCCGAUCCGGAGGAUGGUUCGGCGGAGACUGGUGCAGUCUACGCUGUUCCCUAAAAAGUCCCCCGAAGGCGUUAAAUCUGGCGGGGAAAGUAAGAAACUAGAGGAUGAAGAGUGUAACGGCGACCUGAAGGGUGUGGAAGGUAGAGACGAAGAGGACAACUGCAGAAGCAGUCAAGGAAGCAAGAGGAGAGUAGCGCGCAAGGCAAAGGCGUCGAAUUCUCAUAGUAGAACUCCUAAGAAGUCAAAGGGGAGGUCAUCAGCUGAUUCGACACCAAAAAAGGAGACCAUCAAUGGUAUUGAUCUGACGGAGGAUAUCGAUGUAACUCCUCCAUCUAUGCCAAACGUUCGAUUGGAGGCUAAAAUGGCUGAUGAGGAGUACUCCCAGAAGUAUUCUGGGAAGCAAUUGCACCCAUUUUUCUCAUUAUGGAAAGGGAGUAAGAGACAUCAUGUGGUAGGCGAUGUCCUGAGAGGAUCUGACCAAGCUAUAGCGCCACCUAUUCAUGUAUUUGAGAGGGAUGAGGAUGCCGUUGCUUCUCUAGAUUGGACGAACUGGGAACUUCAUGAGAAAUCCUUUGUAGAUAGUGCAUGUACUGUAGAAGAUUUCUACACAUUACGUUUUGAAGCCUCAACGGACAAUUUACUGUUCAGUAGGUUUCCUUUUGUACCUCAUAUGGAUGAUCUCUCUUGUUGGUCAGUUGCUGAUAAUAAUGUUUCUCUAGAUCAACAUCUUCCUCAGGGAGAAGUUUUAAAUGAAGAGUUGCCAAUCGUAUCCACUGUUCCAUCAGAUGUGAACGACACCUGCUGCCAACUCAUAACUGACAUGGAAACAGACUACAAGCCUGAUGAAUCUGCUUUUGGUGCACAAGUAACUGGUGAAAGUGUUGAGGAACCAAGUGUUUUGCAGCACGAGAGAGUGACACCACAUUGUCUUGAUGAUGAAAGCCAGGUUGAUAAUAGAUUAUGGACUGACAAAUACCAGCCAAAGAUGGUCAGAGAGGUUUUUAGUAACAUUGAAGCGGUGAAUUUUGUAAAUGAGUGGCUUCACAGCUGGCAUCAAAAGGGCGAUGGUGCCAGCAAAUUUUGUGCUUCUGAGAUUGAUUUAGAUGAGCAAGAUACUGACUACUUGUGCUCCCAAAGUGACUCAGAGGACAUGGAAGAAAUGGGUAGCCGUAAGCCAGUUCUAUUGAUAACUGGACCAGCAGGGAGUGGGAAAUCAGCGGCAAUUUAUGCUUGUGCUAAGGAACAGGGUUACAAAAUCUUGGAGGUCAGUACAUCAGAAUGUCGAAAUGGUGUUGUUGUGAAGCAUAGGUUUGGUGAGGCAUUGGAGUCACAAUUCUUUAAAAGGUCAUUAGAGAGUCCUGUGAAGCCACCACGACACUUAAUGAAAUCCUCCUUUACCCAUCCAGAUAAUGAACUGAUGCAAGAGCACGAGAACAAAGUCUUUGACUUGGAAUCUAAAGCAGGCGAGCAGAACAUUUAUGAACUCACUGAAACCUGUGGAAAGUCUGACAAUACAACUAAAACAUUGAUUCUCUUUGAGGAUGUCGAUGUUGUCUUCCCCGAAGAUGCUGGUUUCAUUUCUGCUAUCCAACACAUUGCUCACAAUGCGAAAGGCCCUGUUAUAUUGACCAGUAACAGUGACAAUCCUGCCCUUCCUGAAAAAUUGGAUAGGCUUUAUGUGAAUUUUAAGAUGCCUACCGGCAAGGAUCUCCUUCAGCAUGUCUAUAAGGUUUGUUCUUCAGAAACAGCUGAUCCCAGACGUGAUGUCAUUGAGCAAAUAGUUGAAUGUUGUCAUGGAGAUAUUAGGAAGGCAAUUAUGCAUGCCCAGUUUUGGUGCCAGGGUAAACAAUCCAGGGAAACAGGCACUCCAAAAUUAUUGGGACCGUUGAUCUUUUCUCCUGACGCUGCUCAUCAAUUACUGCCAAAGAUGAUUCCCUGGGAUUGUCCUUCUCAGUUUUCGGAGUUGAUUGAGAAAGAGAUCACAAAGUCGCUAUUACAGUCAGAAGAGAAGGAUCUUGCUGUGAGGAUCAUAGAAGUAAAGUCGAAAGCAAUGCAUGGCGAUUUGGUGGCAUGUGGAUUUACAAAGGACAGUACAGAGGCCAAGAAGAAAGCAAUGCUGGAUAGGAAUUGCCUUGAAUAUGAUUGCAGUAACUUCACUGGUCUCGGUGCAAUACAUGAUGCUUUCGUUACCUCAACUAGCCCAGUUUCAUUUUCCAGGCGAAACUGUAGAAGAAAGCUUGAUCAUGUAGUAUCUUCAGAUUCCGAAGAUGAUACUGGAAAUAUUUUAAUUCUAGGCGAAAUUCCCAGUGAUGACAUGAGUAGGAAAAACUAUUCUAGCAGACAAGCUGAUGUUAAAUCGAGUUUUACAGCAGAGGAAGUGAAGGACCACUGUUACCAGUAUUCAGAAAAUGCAGUAGAUUUACACUCAAAUCAGAUCUGCCGAUCAAUUGAUAUCUCAUGUGUUCCAGAGUCGUCAUUUGUUCCAGAGACCAACAUUGAUGAUGACACAAGAUUGUCACUUGAUCAAGUGACUUCUACUUUGGAAGAAGUGUCAGUUACCAAUGGGUUUGAUCUCAAUCUAUCGCCAGUGGAAGAAUGUCUGGAUGACUGCAUAUCUGAACCUUGUAGAAUCUCUGAAAUUUUGGGAACCACUUGCAAUCAACUCGUGCCUACCUCAUCAUUUCAAGAGACUGAAGAUUCACAAACUGAUUUUAUGGGAGUCGUUGCCGGGGAUUACCAAUUGAUGGACGAGUGUAGCCGAAUUGAUUUCAAUAAGAAAUGCUCGGCAGCAGCAGCAGAACUUGGAAGCUUGGAUGAGGCUGACAUGGUUCGAGAGACCUGGAGAAAACUUCGUCACCCUCAUUCAGAUCUAAGAAAUUUGGUUGCAUCGGAAGAUAAAAAUGCACCAGGCAUCGUCAGGAUUGCUUGUGGAAUGAGCAAUCUUGUUUCAGAAGCCGAGAUAUUGCUGUCAAAUUGCUAUUUGCCUGGUUCAUCGGAGCUCUAUAUUGCUCUUUCUGAGGCAUCAGAUCCGUUCAGGUGGCAUGUUGAGCAGCGAGAGAUGACGUCUAACAUUGUGCAGCAUGGUUUUGACUGCUAUGUUGAUGACAUUAACGGUUUGAGGUUAAAAAUGGGUCAACACAAAAUAAAUUUGACUUUGGAAAUGUUGUCUAUCGGCAGCAUGGUGGAAGCUGAUUCCUCCAUGAUGGGACAAGUUCCAAGCGCGAGAAUGACAUCACAUAGUGAGCCCGAUAUAACGGAUAGCCUGUCUGAAGGAGGAUUGGCAAAGAGUGGGGAGAACCACUCUCUUAUGUUCGACAUAGUUCGUUCCAUUGUCCCCUCAAAAUCACAUUCUACAAUCAAAGGUGAAUCAUUUCAGGAUUAUCUUUCCACACUGAGCCACAUAUCAAGAUCAGAAGCUUCUCGUUUAUCGGAACAAGGCAAUUGUUUAACAAGAAGACGGAGGACGCGGGCAUCUCAACAUUACUUGACUGGCGGCUCAUUAUCCCUAUCUCCUGAUCAGAUCUCGUUGUUGGAUAAGUGCAACGCCUACAGACAUGCUACCGGAGAGAACCGCACUGAUACUAGAUAUAAAAAAAAGUUUUUUUGA
Linum trigynum is the source of this 3681-nucleotide messenger RNA. The record is from the annotation of a GenBank genome assembly. Lineage: Eukaryota; Viridiplantae; Streptophyta; Magnoliopsida; Malpighiales; Linaceae.